GAUUUUUUCUAAGACGAACUUUAGGCACAUGGAGAGAAAAUCUUGUCCAAACACGCGAAGUUACAGCUUUUUCAUCACCUUAUGGCUCUCCCUUUGCAUCACACUUCCCCCACCGUUGAAAUUUUCUCCCAUCCUCUCACCUCAUGGACAUUUUCCCGCGGAUUUUCUUGCUGUUUCCCUCAAACCGUCCUUCCUGUUAGUAGGAAGCUUUUCUAUGCAAGGCAAUACCUCCACCACCGGCAUCAACCGGCAAUCAGAGCUUUCCGGGAAUGGCGGGAAUACGAGGAGGCAGUGAAGCGGAAGGACCUUGCCACGGCUCUGAGAUUCUUGAAAUCCAUCGAAAACGAAAAUCCAGUUGAGCUAUUUGAUGGUUCUGCUCCUUCCGCGGCUGACUCCUUUGAGUCUCGGUUCCGUGAGCUGCAAUUAUUUGGGCCUCAAAGGGAUUGGGAGGUUCUGGACACGUGCUUGAAUGCGGAUAACAUGAAGCUAGUUGGUAAUGCCUAUAAGUUUUUGAAGGAUAGGGGUUUUCUGCCUAAUUUUGGAAAAUGCAGGAAUGUUGUUCUAGAUGGACCGAGGAACAUUACACCUGAUGUCUUGAAGUCCUCAACUGGUUUAGAAGUUUCUAAACUUGCUCCAAAGAAGUGGGGUCUUUCAGGGAGUUCAAGUGCUGUUUUGAUUGCCUUUCUCGGUGGGGCAUCCUUUCUUGUCUCUCAGGGAAUUGACAUAAGACCCAACCUUGCGGCAAUAUUAGGUCUAGCCUUCAUAGAUUCUAUCUUCCUUGGCGGUACUUGUUUAGCUCAAAUUUCAAGUUAUUGGCCUCCAUAUAGGCGCCACAUCCUAAUUCAUGAAGCAGGGCAUCUCUUGACAGCAUACUUGAUGGGUUGCCCAAUUCGUGGGGUGAUUUUAGAUCCAAUAGUUGCGAUGCAAAUGGGUAUUCAGGGACAGGCAGGAACUCAGUUUUGGGAUGAGAAAGUUGCCAAUGACCUUGCUGAAGGACGACUUGAUGGAACUUCCUUUGAUAGGUACUGCAUGGUGCUUUUUGCAGGCAUUGCAGCUGAAGCUCUAGUUUAUGGAGAGGCAGAGGGUGGAGAAAAUGACGAAAAUCUAUUUAGAAGCAUCUGUCUUCUACUUGAUCCUCCAUUAUCUGUAGCCGAGAUGUCUAAUCAAGCAAGAUGGUCGGUUUUGCAAUCUUAUAAUCUACUCAAGUGGCAUAGAUCUGCACAUCGAGCUGUUGUUAAAGCCUUGGAAAAUGGUGCAAGUCUUAGUGUUGUAAUUAGGAGAAUUGAAGAGACCAUGUAUUCAAGCGAAUGAUGAACCACAAAAACGUAUAGAAAAAGAACUUUAUUUUCUUCAAGUUGCUGACCAGGUUCCUGCAUUUCAAAUUUUUUCAAUUCACUCCUGAUAGAUGCAGUGGAAUGGAGUUUGUCUUCUGAUCUAUUUAUACUAUCCCAUGCCUAGCUGUUAGGAAUUAGAUACCCAUGAUAUGAAUGAAACCAAGCAGGUGAAUAAAUUCUGCGUCAGCAGGUAACCACUUUGUUCGCUGAAUCAUGCGUCAGGUGGUCCUAAUUUGCUUUUUGCUCAGAAAUGGACAUCCAGCAAUCCUGCCUGGAAUACCCAGUUUUCUCUAUAUUAGAGUAAUGGAUAUAGUUUUGAGGAAAGUUGUUGAACAAGACUUUUUGGUUCACAAUAUAUCCAAAGGCUUAGUUGUUGAUAGAACACAAUGAUGUUGCGCAAUCCAAAUAGGUAACUCCACCUAGUAGGAUAAAACUUGUUGUCGUAGUAGAGUAAUGGAUAUAGUUUUGAAAUUCGUUUGUAAAUAAUUAUGUUUGGGAAAAUGUUUCCCAGGGAUCUUUCUGUUGCUUUCCUGGAAGUCCAUUCACAGACUUUUUAGGAAUUUGAAACUCCUUUUGUUCCUAGUGAGUAAAGUCAAUGUUUUAUCUAGAAUGAUGAGAAAAGGUGAGUUGGGUUUUAGAAAAUGAAAAAUUUACUUGAAGCAUCAUCUGCGUUUGAAGUUCUACUUAAUUUUAAGAAGGAUUCAGAGUAUACGGAUUAAGUUUUGCUAUUGCAGUUACAUUGUACUUGUUGAAGCAAUUACCUUCUAUGAAUUCGAAGAUCAGGAUAUUUGCCA
Molecule: messenger RNA, 2128 nt
Organism: Prosopis cineraria
Lineage: Eukaryota; Viridiplantae; Streptophyta; Magnoliopsida; Fabales; Fabaceae
Exons: 9
Coding region: 82-1311 (409 amino acids)
Biological process (GO): proteolysis
Molecular function (GO): ATP-dependent peptidase activity; metalloendopeptidase activity; ATP binding
Source: RefSeq, a predicted model, not a curated record